UUCACGACCCUUUUAUAUAUCAAAUCAGAAAAUAAAUCAAGAAAAGGAAAGAGUAGCAGAAGCUAGCUGCAGUGGGAGAGAGGGGAAAGUAAUUGAAGAUGAAGAUUUGGUGUAAUGUGUGCGAUAAAGAAGAAGUGACUCUCUUCUGCUCUGCUGAUGAAGCUGUUCUUUGUGAGGGUUGUGAUCGUCGAGUUCACCAGGCAAACAAGCUAGCCAGCAAACACUCUCGUUUCUAUCUUCUCCACCCUUCCUUCAAAGAAUCCUUACUUUGUGAUAUCUGUCAGGAGAGACGUGCAUUUCUUUUUUGUCAAGCAGAUAGAGCAAUUCUUUGUAGAGAAUGUGACCUUCCACUUCACGGAGACAAUGAACAUACCCAGAAACAUAACAGGUUUCUUCUCACUGGUAUUAAGCUCUCUUCUUCUUCUUCUUCCCCUUCUUUAAACCCAACUUCAACCUCCUCUAAUGGCUAUGGUGCUGCUAUUGACUCUGAGAGAUUCCGUUCAGUUUCUAAUAAUGAAAUCUUCAGCUCUCCUUCAAUUGAUAAACCAUUGCCUUCAUCAACUUACACCAGUGACACUGCUUCAAUUUCAACAAGCAGUAUAACAGAAUACUUGACGGAAACAUUAGCAGGUUGGCGCGUGGACGAUUUUCCUUCAUCUGCUGCCAUUAAUGGUUUCUGUAAGGUUUACAUCUAGAAUUAUUAAGAUUUAAGAAAGGUUUUUGGUGGGUGUGACUCUUUUUUAUGUUUGUUGAUGGGAUUGGUUUCAUGCAGACUUUUAAGCAAUUAUUACCAGUGAAGGGAUGAGAUGUUGAGAACAAUACGAGUUUUCUCGUCCUCAAUCCUCUCAGCUUUUUCUUUUUAUUUCUCGAAAUGAUUUGGUAGAUAAUUCAAGAAGUUCAGAGGCAAAUGUCUCGAUUUUUGGCCGUGGAUGGAACGACAAUGAAGGUUUUUUUAGUUCCUCAAAUCAGCUCUUCCUCACGAAAUCCAGACAAUUUUGGUA
Molecule: messenger RNA, 1001 nt
Organism: Durio zibethinus
Lineage: Eukaryota; Viridiplantae; Streptophyta; Magnoliopsida; Malvales; Malvaceae
Source: RefSeq, a predicted model, not a curated record